AUGCACCGAGCCCUGCGUUCACAGCCGCGCCGCAUUGUGUCGGGCCAGGGCAUCAGCUUCACGCUGGCCGACGGCACCACGCUGAUCGACGCGUCCAGCGGGCCGGGCGUGUCCUGCCUGGGCCACCGCCGCCCGGACGUCGCCCAGGCCGUGGCCGACCAGAUCAACCGGAUCGGCUACGUCUACAGCAUCGGCUACACGUCCGAACCCGCCGAGGAGCUGGCCGACAUGCUGCUGCGGGACCGGCCCGGUGGCCUGGCGCGCGCCAUGUUCUUCAACUCGGGCAGCGAGGCCACCGACGCCGCCGUCAAGCUGGCCACGCAGUACUGGGCCGAGAAGGGCGAGGGUGACCGCCGCCGCAACGUCAUCAGCCGCGCCCAGUCCUAUCAUGGGAACACGAUCGGGGCCUUGUGCGUCUCGGGUCAUCAGGCCAGGCGCCAGAUGUAUUCCGACUGGAUGAGCCACAACGUCUCGUUCGUCGACCCGUGCUAUGCGUAUCGGGCGAAGCCGGAGGGCCAGAGCGACGACGAGUACCUCGCAGGGCUCGUCAAGCAGCUCGAUGAUGAAUUCCAAAGGCUUGGCCCCGAGACGGUGUCGGCCUUCUUUGCUGAGACCAUCAGCGGGACGACGCUGGGCUGUGUCUCUGCUGUGCCUGGGUAUUUCAAAGCCGUUCGGGAGCUCUGUGACAAAUAUGGUGCACUGCUGAUCCUUGAUGAGAUCAUCUGCGGAAUGGGUAAGACGGGGACCAUGCAUGCCUGGGAACAAGAAGAAGGAUUCCGAGGACCAGACCUGCAAACCAUCGGAAAGACGCUCGGUGGAGGCUUCGUCCCCCUCUCGGCAGUGCUUGUCCACGAGAAAGUGUUUGAUGCCUUAGCUGCUGGCAGUGGGGCACUCUCCCACGGUCAUACAUUCCAGGCACACCCUACGGCCUGCGCAGCGGCAAUUGAGGUCCAAAAAAUCAUCGAGCGGGAGAACCUCCUCGAAAACUGCCGGAAGAUGGGCGCUCUCCUCGGAGAGCUGAUGGAAGAAGAGAUCCUGCCACUUCCUUUGGCGAAGACGGCGUUCCCGUUGGAUGAAAACUUCUCCAGCAAGGUGGUCGCUGCAGCGGCGGAGUUGGGACUAAAUAUUCUGGGAAAUUUAGGCAAAACCGGGCCAAUUGACGUGGAACACGUCAUGAUCACGCCGCCAUACAUUAUCACGGAAGCAGAGGUAGUGAAGGUGGUGCAGCUGCUAAAGCAGGCCAUUCAGAAGGCGAGUGAGGCUUAUCUUUAG
Molecule: messenger RNA, 1272 nt
Organism: Lasiodiplodia theobromae
Lineage: Eukaryota; Fungi; Ascomycota; Dothideomycetes; Botryosphaeriales; Botryosphaeriaceae
Product: Class iii aminotransferase
Exons: 4
Coding region: 1-1272 (423 amino acids)
Cellular component (GO): cytosol
Molecular function (GO): transaminase activity; pyridoxal phosphate binding
Source: RefSeq, a predicted model, not a curated record